This is a messenger RNA of Erigeron canadensis, 657 nucleotides long. RefSeq names its product putative bidirectional sugar transporter SWEET7d. Gene Ontology annotation, molecular function: sugar transmembrane transporter activity. The coding region runs from base 1 to 657 and encodes 218 amino acids. Gene Ontology annotation, biological process: carbohydrate transport. The record is from RefSeq and is a predicted model, not a curated record. Gene Ontology annotation, cellular component: membrane. The transcript has 6 exons. NCBI's taxonomy places the organism in Eukaryota, Viridiplantae, Streptophyta, Magnoliopsida, Asterales, Asteraceae.
AUGAUGAGUGUCAUGCAAAUUCGUAAUGUGGUCGGCAUUAUCGGGAAUGUGAUAUCUUUUGGUUUGUUCCUCUCACCAGUGCCUACCUUUUGGAGAAUCAUCAAAAACAAGUCAGUGGAGGAGUUCAAACCAGACCCAUAUUUAGCAUGUUUCAUAAAUUGUAUGCUAUGGGUUUUCUAUGGCUUACCAUUCAAUCAUCCAAACAGCCUUCUUGUCAUUACUAUUAAUGCCAUUGGUUUAGCUAUAGAGAUCAUCUAUCUCAUUAUCUUUUGGACACACGGCAAUAGCACACAUAAGAAGAAGAUCUGUCUUUGGAUACUUGCCGAGUUUAUCUUCGUUGGAGGAUUAGCAGCUAUCGACUUGGCUGUUUUCCACACCCAUGAAUCUCGAUCCAUGUUUGUGGGGAUUUGUUGUGUGAUAUUUGGUAUUGUCAUGUACGGUGCUCCUCUAACCAUCAUGCUUCAAGUGGUGAAAACAAAGAGUGUUGAAUUCAUGCCAUUUACGCUUUCUCUGGCGAGUUUCUUGAAUGGUGUCUGCUGGACAACUUACGCUCUUCUCAAAUUGGAUUUGUACAUCCUGGUUGCAAAUGGUGCUGGGGCAAUUCUUGGACUUAUGCAGCUCAUCUUAUAUGCAUGUUACUUCAAAACAACUCCAUAA